Molecule: messenger RNA, 1335 nt
Organism: Oryza brachyantha (malo sina)
Lineage: Eukaryota; Viridiplantae; Streptophyta; Magnoliopsida; Poales; Poaceae
Product: sodium channel modifier 1-like
Exons: 3
Coding region: 52-774 (240 amino acids)
Biological process (GO): RNA splicing
Cellular component (GO): nucleus
Source: RefSeq, a predicted model, not a curated record
GCGAGCGAGCGCCUCUCCUCCCGGCGGCGGCCGCCGGCCACGGCCACCGCGAUGAGCGUGUUCGGCGGGGACAGCUGGGCGCGCGACGCGCAGCAGCGGAAGCGCCGCCUCGACGACCUCAUGCUCCCCUCCUCCCCGUCCUCGUCCGCGCCCGAUUCGUUCAAGAGGCUCUCCAACGGCAAGCUCGCCUGCCUCGUCUGCCCCCACCGCCCCGUCCUCGACUCCCCUCUCAUGCUCUCCAUGCAUAAUAAAGGUUCACGGCACAUUGCAGCACAAUCUAAGCUGAGGGAGAAAGAAGUAUCAAGGCAACAAGAGAUCAACAAGAGAUUAGCUAUUUCUCCAGAAGCUUCCUUUUCAUAUUGUGGUAAUCAACGUAAUGACGUUAGGUCUAGUGAUAUGAAGGAAAAACCAUUGAUUGAGCAGACAAGACAAGCUAUUUUGGAAGCACAAUCCAGCAGAUUUAUCAUUGACCACGUCAACAAGAAAUCUCAUGAUCUGAAGAGGGCAUCAAAUUCUUCGCUGAGUGACUCCCAUGUUACUCCUAGUGCUCCAAUCAAAAAAUGGAGUGGAAAUACUGUGAAAGGAGAACUCUUUGUUGGUGACAGAACUGCAACCAAAAUGAUUGCACAGCAAAAAGAUUUCCAAAAACGCCAGGAGCAAGAGCUCAAAUUCACUGCUUCAGGAUGGAAACGAGAUGGCCAUGGAAGAUGGUACAGGGAUGAAAAUGUAGAAUUUGACUCGGACGAAGAUGAUCCCAACAUAUGCCUCGGCUAACCAUUUAAGGGCAUUUCGGAUGCAACAGGAUAAUGCGUUUGACUUUAAUCUCAAAUUGCUAUUUCAACUCCAGAUGAAAAGCAUUCUGAGUCCCUCAAAGAUUGUUGCUCAUCAGUGUUGUCAGCCUGCCAUACUCUCUGGCUACUUGUACUACAGGUAUCUUGUCUAACAGGUUCAAUGCUGGAUUAUUAGUUGUUCCAUUGUUGUUGUAUUAUCUGAUUUCCAACUUUUCCCCAGCAUUCAUAAGUUGCUGAAUAUAAUGUCCCUACCGAACUGAUUAUGGUCUUUGCGGGUGGACUAAAGCCUCUGUAAUGAACUUAUGGAACUCAAGAAACAAAGUGUAAUUCUGUUGUUACUAUAGAUUGAUAAUUUCGGAAGGCUUUCAUUUCUGGACCUGCUCUUAGCCUGUAUACAUUUAUCACAGAAGAUGACCGGCAUUUAUAAUGUUUUUGUGGGGUCAUUUUUUAUUUAGGCCACCAUGUUGUCAUUGCCUGUUUCCGCAGUAGUACAACACUGAAUUUUUUGGCCGUGAUUCAUGAAGUGAAGGAAGGGAAGUGUGCC